UGGUCGAUUACAACUAAUUGGAAACGAGAGGUCACAUUGGAGCAAUUAGACCGUGUACCAGGCGAUUGCUAGCCAGGUAGCCAGCCAGCGGCCUGGAGCCAGCAGUCUGCCAGGGGUUAAGGGCCGACUCCCUCCCUCUCCGACCGUGCAGCCCGAUCUGCCCCCAGGUUGAUCAGCAUGACAAAGCACUGGGGGGGUCAGAGCAUGCUGGCACCACCCGCUCUCUACCUGCACUGUCCUAGCCUGGAAGGCCACUAAGAUCAUCAACUUGACUUCCAGAUCCAUCCUCUGAGCAACACAGCGCGGAGCUCUCCAGCCCAACACUGGCCCUACUGCCCAAUCCAGGCGCCAGUCCGACAGCCUCCACGGCUCGAGAAGCCUGCCCUUGACCAAUUCAGCCUGGUCUCAGCGCCCAUGGAUAAAGCGAGUCCGCUAGACCAGGAGAAAUCUUGGGACGAAGAGAAAAAUGCGAAAAGUGGAAAGAAAAAGAACUAUCAGCGCUACCCCAAACCACCCUACUCCUACCUCGCAAUGAUUACCAUGGUCAUCCAAAACUCUCCAGAGAAGAAGCUUACUUUGUCUGAGAUUCUAAAGGAGAUUAGUACACUUUUCCCUUUUUUCGAAGGGAACUACAAGGGCUGGCGGGACUCAGUGAGACACAACCUCUCUUCCUAUGACUGCUUUGUUAAGGUAUUGAAGGAUCCUGGUAAGCCCCAGGGGAAGGGCAACUUCUGGGCUGUGGAGGAGAGCCGGGUGCCUCUGGAGCUCCUCAAGAGACAGAACACUGCCGUGUCGCGCCAGGAUGAGACCAUCUUCGCCCAGGACCUCGCCCCUUACAUCCUGCAUGGGCACCAACAUAAGCCAGACGCAGAGCCCCCGGCCCCACCGCCACCAGUCACUGUUCUACCCCCAGGCCCACCUGUCACUGCUCUACCCCUCUUUCCCACCAGACAACACUCCCCCCUUCAGGAGGAGCUGUACCGGCCCAAGCUGGACUCGUCCUUUGCCAUUGACUCCCUCCUCCACAGCCUGAGGCCGGCCAUCGCUGCAGGAGAGCCUGGCAGGGACUGCUGGGGGGUGGAGCUCCACACUCGUCCACACCCUCGCUACUCCUCCACUGCCCGCAGCGCCUCAGCCAGCUCCGCCAGCCCCGCCUCCUCCUCCUCCGAUGAGGACUGGAGGGGCGUGUCGCAGGGAGGGAAGCGGGUGCCUGAGGGAGAGGCGGGAUCAGAUGGGUACGAGGACUGCAGACUCCCUCCACACAAGUCUGCCCGCAGAGUCUCCGCACCUCCCUGGGAGCUGCCCACCUCGUAUGCCAAGUACACACCGCCCAACGCUGUGGCCCCGCCCAGCAUGCGUUUUAAUGGGGGCCCUCUGAUUCCACUAGGGAUGCCUCUGUAUGGCUAUGGGGGGUCUCCUGUCACAUCCAGCCAUUUUGUAGGUCAUGCCUACUGGCCCCUCUUACCCAGCGGGCGCCCUCCCCUCAUUAUGGACUUGGACGCUAUGCUCCAGUCAGUACCGCCCAAUAAGAGUGUGUUUGAUGCGCUGGGUCCGCCCAAUCAGUCGUCUCACCAGCCUGCUGGUCAGUAUACCCUACAGAGUGGGCCCCCUCUCAGGCGUCAUCCCCAUUAUUGACUAUGACUUUCAAAUCAAACCAGCACCAAAUAUAUUGUAAGUGCAAUGCAAGGAUACUACUGACCUAUUCGUACAAGCUUAACUCAUGGCUAGAAAUGUGUCCACCCUAUCAAUCUGUCACUUCUAAUUGACAGGUCAUAGUAUUAAAUGUUUACAGAAGACAAUUGUACAUUGAAAUGUGCUACUAACAUCUAACUCGACCAUACAACCACUAAUAUUUACCUCAAAUAUAACCACUGUUUACCUCCGUCUUAAUACAGGGAUUUGUUUUCACUAUUGUAUAUGUUAAUUUUCUUUUAAGAAUUCUUUGUUGCAACUAUUCAAUGUUUUUCAGUGGAUUUUUUUUUCUCCCCUCCUGUCUUUAUGGUUGUAUUUAAGAUUUAAUUGUAGAACUGCACAUCAAGCCAGGUUAUGGAAAGAGCAUUAUUGAAAAAGUUUACUUAUCUUUUACAGGGUAUGACUUUUUUCCUACUCUUUUGAGUGUCAAUGUAGGAAGAGGCAGGGUGCUGUUCAACAUUGUGCUCGUCCAGUGCCGAGAGCCUCAAGUAGGAAAACAACAAAGUGAGGUUUUCUAAACCUCAAAGUGAAGAGUGAGCUGUUUGUCUUUGUGUGCGUGCGUGGUGUGUUGGUCAUCUUGUCUCAUUGCUUUAGAGACCAGUGGAUCACCCCCCUUUUAUUCCAGUGAAGUUGUUUGUUCAGAUGGUGCAACCCAAAUUAAGUGUUUGUUCCUGACUUGAGUAAAGUUGUCAGUGUUAAUGGGUUCAGCGUUAACGUUCCUUGUCAAAUACCUUGUAUUCCUUGUCCUUUAGAGCUGUGCCAGUGUUACAAGACAAUUUGAUCUUACUGUGUCUCUAUUUUCAGUUGACAAAAGUUGAGCUUCAAUCCCCCAGUCAACUCUAAAGGGCUUAUUUGUAUACUGUGAAGGAUAACUUCUAGACUGGAGUCAUGUCUACAAUUUGAUCUAUUUCACCUAUUUUUAAAAGAGCUAUUUAACUGUAUACAAAACUGCCGAUUGAGUAGUAUUUCCUAAUGCGUAGGCAGAUAUCCUAUGUCAGUCAGGGCUGUAGCUACCACCCUGUCUCUCAACCCAAGCGUGGGUGAGUGCUCAGUGGUGACAAGGAGAGGCAGACUUGCUCUUUGGGUGUGACCAACAUUUUUACCACAGGAAAUGUGAUUUUCUUGUCUUUGAUCCGCGGUCCCACGCCACUCCAACCUCCUGCUGCUGGAACAGCAAUGCUCACUAUCUCUCAAUCUAGUCUCCAUGCAUGCCUGCCCAGAGCCUGUACCCCUUCCCCUGAACCCCCCCCUCCUCCUCCUCAAACACUCCUGCUGUGUCUCCUAAUCUCCCAGAACACCAUGGAAUUCAUAUUGGGGUCGGGGCUUUAGUUCGAGGGGAUACUGUAAACCUAGGCACCAUGCAGGGGUUAACUGAGGCCUGUGAGCGCAAUCAUUGUACUCAUUCCCAUAGCUCACGGACCCUUCAUGACAGGUUAUUUUGUGUCAUGUGGUGCUCUGAACACAGGGUGGCAGUGCAAGAACAGCAAACCAGAGGGGUCAGACAUUUUGGCUUUGUGUGUGUGUGAAUUUUGAUAACUACUUUCCUUGCUUCCCUGGGAGACUCAAAUGGAUAUUCCUUGAUGCCUCAACCCAUUGGAUGAGUUUUGAGAAGGAGAGUAUGCAAUUGAGAUGCUCCCUGUUGUCAGGGCUGUGCUCACACUGCUACUGUAAAACCUCAUGAAUGUUUUAAAUGGCGUCAUUUUUCAAUAAAUAAAUGGCAAGC
Messenger RNA from Salvelinus sp. IW2-2015, 3415 nucleotides. RefSeq names its product forkhead box H1 (gene foxh1). Gene Ontology annotation, biological process: transforming growth factor beta receptor signaling pathway; positive regulation of transcription by RNA polymerase II. Gene Ontology annotation, cellular component: activin responsive factor complex. The record is from RefSeq and is a predicted model, not a curated record. NCBI's taxonomy places the organism in Eukaryota, Metazoa, Chordata, Actinopteri, Salmoniformes, Salmonidae. Gene Ontology annotation, molecular function: transcription cis-regulatory region binding; DNA-binding transcription activator activity, RNA polymerase II-specific.